AUGGAGAAAGAGGCGAGGGCAGUGGCAGCGGUGGAGAGGCUGCAGAGGCCGAGCCUGCUGAGAAGGCCUUGGGGCAUUGGGCACUUCGACCUUUUGGGGGAGUCUUUAAAGCAGCUCCGGAUCUCUUUUGCCUCUAGGAGCCCUUGUCGCAGCAAGAGCAGGAGGAGGAGGCGCGCUACUUGUCUCGAAGACUCGGUCGCGCCCGAGUGGCGUCUUUUCACUCUUUGCCAGGGCGUCUUCGAGAUCCGAGACUUCACCAACGCAGGAAGCAGCGAGGAUGUGCUGCAGAUGAAGGAGAGCUUCGAACAUGCCAACUUUCGGUAUGAGCUGUUCUUCCACCUGGCCCCUCUGGGAGCUGCAGAGAAGAAGGAUCGCCUGGGACUUCACGCGUUUCCGACACGAGCCCACCGAGUGCAGAGGUGGUUCGGGGUGAGGCACUUCGUCUUCGUUUCACUCCACAAUCACAACAUCGACAUCGACAGUGCCAGGACCAUGUUGGGUGCCGCGGCCCUCGCAGUCCGAAGUGCAAGCUUCCUGGUGCCUCUGAGCUGCUUCGUUCCAAUUGACGGAGGCCGGCGGCGUGUCUUGGGCGAGUUGCUCGACAGCAGAUGCCGUGUCGUCUAUACGACCGACCUCCAGCACACUGUCAGCGGUUCUUUCGACAACCUUUCGGGACUGGCUGACUUCUUUUGGCAGAAGUUAGAAGCGAACCCAGAGGAUCCAUUGAACAGUCUCAUGGUCGGGGCACGUUUCACGUACUCGGCAGACACCUUCGAUGCACUGCCCAGUGCGACCAGUGCACGGCGCGGAGAGGAUCCAGUCGAGUCCUGCAAGUUGCACUGUCUUUGGCCGUCCUUUCCCUUCGGGGCCUUCGGCGACGACUCCAACUUCUCAGAGCUGGAUGCCCGGGUUGCUCCUUUCUGGAAGCUCCGUGUGCUUCGGAAGGAUUCCACGUCCCUGCCCCUAACCGGCAGGUUGCGGUCGCUACUGGAUUUCCGAAAGGAAGCACUAACUGUCCGUUCCGCAGAACAUAGCCUGCAGCCAGCCGUGCCGAAGACUGCCAUGGCUUCCCUCACGGCUACCAUCCAGGAGUCCUUAGAAUCCAUCUUGCUUCCGACAGCCGGUGAGAUGCUAGAAAUGGUGGAGAGCUGCAUGAGCUGCCCGAUCUAUCCUUCUUUCCAAGAGAAUCUUGGAACGUCGGAUCCUCUUCGGGCAGUGCAAGGAGCCCGGCCAGGCGACCGCCUAUCACGCUUGGCAGAGCUGAGCUCGAGCAUGCGGUGCUUCAAGGGAAGUGUGAUGCUCUGGUGCGGCAUUCUGGCGCGCAUGCGGAGUCAGUGGGAUGCCUUAGAAGCCCCAUUAUCCCCCGAAGCGCCCACGCACAGAGUCAAUGCCCGGGGCACGCGCACGGAAUUCUUCGACCGAAGCGUUUGCCUGGUUCAGCAGAAGAUGGAGCUUCUCGAGCGAAGUAUCGUUGAGCAGCAGAGGUAUCUGCGAGGCGCCUCACAGCCCGAAGCUUUCUACCUUGCAGCCAAUGGGGAGCAGCGGCGUGCGCCGGAGCUUCUGCCACCCCCUUUGCUGACCGAGGAUGUGCUAUUACAGCGGGACACGGCCUCCGCCAGCCUGGAUUCUGUGGAGCGGGCCGAGCUCUGUGGCAAGGAGAUGCGCAGCGACAUGGCGGCCUUCAAGUACCGGCAAAGCGAGGCCACUCCGAGCUUCUCAGACUUCGUCUACUGGCGCCAGUCGGUGCUGGGUUUGAGCAUGGAUCCGUUCCCCGAGGACCAGAUUGGCUUGUGA
Messenger RNA from Symbiodinium sp. CCMP2456, 1794 nucleotides. The record is from the annotation of a GenBank genome assembly. NCBI's taxonomy places the organism in Eukaryota, Dinophyceae, Suessiales, Symbiodiniaceae.